UUGAACAGUAACUGGAGGUGUGUGUCGUAGCCGUGGUGAACUGUUCUCCAAGGUGUUACUAGGACGUGACGGUGUAUUAAAUGUUUAUCAUCCCUUUGGGAAAGUGAGUGAGUUAGUGCAGCAAGUAUUAGCGAGUAUCAGUGCACGCGCGUGUGUUAGUGUGGGGGGGAAGCGGAAGUCUGAACACCAAAGGCUUCCCCGGUAGUGGUGGUGGUGGGGGGCGACGACCACCCCCCAACACACACACUAUAUAUCUUUCUUUCCCAACACCUCAGCGCCCCGUCUCCUGAACGACUGACGUCUGCCUCGGCGAUCUGAUCUCCACCACCCUCGAGUGAUCAGGUGACGGGAGAGGCGGAGGAUGCCGCUGGGGCGAGGUGCAAGCUGUCCCAGAUGUUUCCUGGCAUUGGGCGCCGCCCACGACUGACAGGGCAGAGGGUAGACCGCCCCACACCACCCCCCAUAUCUCCAUGUCUGACUAGCAUGGCUGCCGCUGUGUCCAACAUGGACAAGCGAAUUAUGACCUACUCUUAGGAUAUCAAAAUGCUUCAAUUGACUUUACAGAAGAAGAGAUAUAUGUAGAUACUGUGGUGUUAAUGUAACAUUCAACAUGGCCAACGUGCUUGCUAAGAUCCCUCUUUAAAGUUGCUAAAGUGGAGACGUGAAGCGCGCAGCCAGCCAGCCAGCCAGCCAGCCAGCACACGGGCGCGACAAUGGGCGACUUGCGGGUUAAUGGCGGGAGUCGCUUUGUGAGCGGCGGUGAGGCUGGCGCCAAGGACUGGCAGGCCAGCGACACCCACGAGACCGACAGUGGCAUCCACAGUGGCGAUGAUGUCGUCGACCGAGUCUCUGCUGCUGGGGACCGAGUCGCUGCUCCUGGGGACCGAGUGAGCUCUGUGAGAGCUCAUCCCCACGCGCCCCUAAGGAGUACAGACGCGAAUAAAUACAUCUGUACAGAAAGAUUAUUAAUAAACAUCGUGGAUAUGGAAGCAGGGGAGGACUCGUCUAAUAAAGCUUUACAUGACAAGUCUAGUAAAGUUUUAGAGGACGCGUCUGGUAAAGUUCUCAUGGAAGGAAAAAGUUGGGAAAGUCAAUUCCCCAUCACUGAAGUCGAUGAUAACCUAGAGACCAUUAACGUAGACGGAGGUGGUCCAGGAUCCAGCAAACACUGCGCCAAGUUGGACAAGAAACACAGAGAAAGAAAAAAAUAUCCAAACUUUGGUCCGAAAGGAACAUCUGAAUCCCCGGAGAAGAGGUUGAAUGAGCAGAUAACAGCAGAGGCGAAGACAAAGCAGCUGCAGACGUCUCUAGUGGAAGAUGGACAGACAGAGUCAUCCGAUGUCUCCUCAACCUCAUCUGAGAAGUCGAAGACAAAAGAAAGUGGACCUGCGGAAAUUGAUGCGAUAAAGUUAGAGAUAGAGAGCGUUGUUGUGGACAACGAGAGGAUGUCGACAGCAGGAAGCGAAGCUGAGACGACCUGCGAGUCUGAGAUGAGACUGACUCACCUUGGCUCAGUCGGACACAACGGGCCCUUGCAAGGCGCAGACAAAGUGGAGGUCCUUGUCGAUUCGCCGACGGGAACAAGCAGACAUCUUGAAUCGCCAGAAACCUUAAGCACCAAUCCAGAAAUACGGGUCCCAGCGGAAGACACAAGCGUGUCCGACACCGCGGAGACAUCCGAUGGUGUCUCUCAGAGCUCCAGUGACGGGUCGAAGUCGCCUAUUACCUGCUCAGAUGGUCCCCCGAUCACGCCAUCCAAAAAGUUUGUCUCGAAGUCACUUAGCGAUGGUAACAUUCUUGCAGAUCCCGCGCGACUUCGCCUCUUUCAGCGCUUAGAAGCCCGCGGGCCACACCGAGCGGUGCCCUUUAGCCUCGACAUCCAAGAGGAACUUCCUGAAGACGAGGACGGCAACGACUGCAAGGAAUCCAAACCACGUAUAAAGAUUGAACGUAUGGAGCUCCGUUCCAAGCCCAAGGACACGUUGAUCGUGCCAGGGGAACGCCGCGCCAGCAGGAGUCUGGACACACCGCGUCGAGGAUUCCGUCGAGGGUCCUUGGGCGUGGCCCGUGAGGACAUCUCUGUGUCCUCACCCUCCAGCUCUGAGGAAGACAAGACCAGAGGAGACUCCCAGUCACUCUGUCCUGGUAAACAGGUGUUGACCGACCAGGUGACUCUACACACUCUCGCUGCGCCCGUUCCUGUCCACUACACCGCCUCCGGCCAUAGAUGUAAAGUGCAUUCAUACAAGGUGAGAGAAAUUCAAGAACGAACUGACAAUAAAUCUUCAACCCAGGAAAGCCACCCAGCACCUCUUCCUCUCAAAUCUUCAGGGACCAUUGUACUAGUCCCCGACCCUUCAAACCCAUUGUCGGAUGAUGCUCCAGCUCCUGGUCCGGUCUCGGACAUUACUGUGAACGUUACUGAACCUACUGCAGCUGUAACACCUGCUCCUGUUACGGCAGCAACCCAGAAGCCGACGACUUCUUAUCCACCAUCUCCUGCUACAUCUCCACCCACAGUACAUACAUCCACUGAACCUUCUACACCUGCAAUAAGUCCUGCUGUUGCUACUAAACCAUCGGGAGCUUUACUUCCACGACCCACAUCUCCUGGUAUGUACUCAUCUGACUCAGCAGAUGAGGAUGUCUCUGUGGGAACGCCACCUCCACCUUCACGGAAAUAUCACUUCUCAGCUGCCGAUUUCCUUCACGACACUACACCAACAACCUCCAAUGACAGCACAACAAUGUCAACACGAAGUCGGACCGCCAAGAAGAACAAGCAGAAGACGAAGACCAAAGAUCAGAGUUUGCUGCAACCAUCAAGAAAGAAGUAA
Procambarus clarkii (red swamp crayfish) is the source of this 2837-nucleotide messenger RNA. The record is from RefSeq and is a predicted model, not a curated record. Lineage: Eukaryota; Metazoa; Arthropoda; Malacostraca; Decapoda; Cambaridae.